Molecule: messenger RNA, 1253 nt
Organism: Glycine soja
Lineage: Eukaryota; Viridiplantae; Streptophyta; Magnoliopsida; Fabales; Fabaceae
Product: prolyl 4-hydroxylase 1-like
Exons: 12
Coding region: 98-991 (297 amino acids)
Biological process (GO): peptidyl-proline hydroxylation to 4-hydroxy-L-proline
Cellular component (GO): endoplasmic reticulum
Molecular function (GO): procollagen-proline 4-dioxygenase activity; iron ion binding; L-ascorbic acid binding
Source: RefSeq, a predicted model, not a curated record
UUUUAGAUUUGAUUAUAAAAGCAAUGGGAGGGAGUGAGUGACAUUGAUUGAUUCAUUCAUAUUUUGAUCUUGAAUUGAAUUCAUCAUCUCCAACUCCAUGGCUCCGGCGAUGAGGAUCGUUUUCGGCCUUCUCACAUUUGUCACCGUCGGAAUGAUUAUAGGCGCUCUCUCUCAAUUGGCUAUCAUACGAAGAUUGGAAGACUCUCAUGGCACUGAUUCUUUGCCAUUUAGUAGAUUGCGUGGACUCGACACUGAUCGUCACCUUCAACUGCCAAGAGGUAUUCCUUUUUGGAAUAAUGACAAGGAAGCAGAAGUCUUACGCCUUGGAUAUGUCAAACCUGAAGUGCUUAACUGGUCUCCACGAAUUAUUUUACUCCACAACUUCCUGAGCAUGGAGGAAUGCGAUUAUCUCAGGGCUAUUGCUCUCCCUCGCCUGCAUAUUUCAAAUGUUGUGGAUACAAAAACUGGAAAGGGAAUCAAGAGUGAUGUCAGGACUAGCUCUGGUAUGUUUUUGAAUCCUCAAGAGAGAAAAUAUCCUAUGGUACAAGCAAUUGAAAAAAGAAUUUCUGUCUAUUCCCAAAUACCAAUUGAAAAUGGAGAGCUUAUGCAAGUCCUGAGGUACGAGAAGAAUCAAUAUUACAAACCCCAUCAUGACUAUUUUUCUGAUACUUUCAACUUGAAGCGUGGUGGGCAGCGAAUAGCCACAAUGCUUAUGUAUUUAAGUGACAAUAUUGAAGGAGGAGAAACAUAUUUCCCAUUGUUGGACAUUUUGACCGUACUGAUGCUGCUGUUAGUGAUAUACAAUAUGAUUCAGGCUGGUUCAGGUGAAUGUAGCUGUGGUGGGAAACUUGUCAAAGGGCUAUCUGUGAAACCAAUUAAAGGAAAUGCAGUGCUUUUCUGGAGUAUGGGACUGGAUGGACAGUCAGAUCCGAAUAGUGUGCAUGGAGGAUGUGAGGUGAUGGGGAGAAGUGGUCAGCUACCAAGUGGAUGAGGCAGACGACUCACACUUGAUUUUUUAGCUGUCAACAUCUUGUGCUGUGACUCGAAAAAAAAUCACUAAUUGGAUUUCCGCCGCUAUAUUUGUACUUGAGAAAAAUAGUUUAGUUAUUGAUAGCAUAAACAUUUGAUAGGGUUAACCUUCGAUCCAUAAACUACAGCAUAAUCUGAUAUUAGAUCCUCCAGGUAUGGUUUUAUCUAUACCAAUGGUUGCGAAUGAUAUAGCCCUCUCAUUUAUUCAAGUAAAUCUCUAGACA